Bombina bombina (fire-bellied toad) is the source of this 2326-nucleotide messenger RNA. RefSeq names its product gastrula zinc finger protein XlCGF26.1-like. The record is from RefSeq and is a predicted model, not a curated record. Gene Ontology annotation, molecular function: DNA-binding transcription factor activity, RNA polymerase II-specific; RNA polymerase II cis-regulatory region sequence-specific DNA binding. Lineage: Eukaryota; Metazoa; Chordata; Amphibia; Anura; Bombinatoridae. Gene Ontology annotation, biological process: regulation of transcription by RNA polymerase II. The transcript has 3 exons. Bases 235 to 1680 code for a protein of 481 amino acids.
GGUUUAGCCUCUGUUGGCCCAGAGGGGACUCCGUAGUACGGUCGGCGCAUGCGCAGUUGCGUCGCCUGUGUUCUGAGAGACCCAGAUGCGGCAGACCGGCUCACCAGGGGAUCUAUUUGGUAGCACAUAUAGGGGUGACACGGCCAGAGCACUGAGAGAUAUCAGGUAUUGAUGUAACUGGAGUGAAUAAGGGAACCUUCUUCCUGAGCACAGACAUUGGAGCCUGUUAUCAGCAUGAACUCAUAUGUGUUAGACAAACACGUCAAUAGUUCAUAUCUAUCCUUCACUACAGGAAGCAUCAGAAUGAUACCGCAAACUCCAAUAGUCUCAGACACCAAUAACUAUUCACAAACAUUGGGGAAUUCACAGCAGAUUUUUAGAGAAGAUGGUGAAUUGGCAGGAACAGGGCAGCAAUCAUUAUGUACAGAGAGUAAAUUAACCAUCAAACAAGAGGACAACAUUUAUGAAAUUAUUAUCCCAGAGGAUAAACCACACACGUUUAAUGAGGCUUCAAAACAUAGUAAAGAAGGGAAAAGUCUAAAGUCUAGCCAAAUGAUUCAUACAAAGGAGCAACCUUUCAAAUGUACAGAAUGUGAGAAAAGCUUUAGAUGGAAGUCUCAUCUACUAGAACACCACAAAAUUCACACAGGUGAGAAACCACACACAUGUACUGAGUGCAGCAAAUGUUUUACACGAAUGAAUUAUCUGAAAACUCAUAAAAAGAUUCACACAGGAGAAAAGCCUUUCACAUGUACAGAGUGUGGAAAAUGUUUUAUGCAAAAGGGAUAUCUGAAAAAGCAUGAAAGGAGUCACACAGGAGAAAAGCCUUUCACAUGUACAGAGUGUGGAAAAAGUUUUAUACAAAAGGGUAAUCUGAAAAAGCAUGAAAGGAGUCACACAGGAGAAAAGCCUUUCACAUGUACAGAGUGUGGAAAAAGUUUUAUACAAAAGUGUAAUCUGAAAAAGCAUGAAAGGAUUCACACAGGGGAAAAACGUUUCACAUGUACAGAGUGUGGAAAAAGUUUUACAGAAAAGAAUACUCUGCAAAAGCAUGAAAGGAGUCACACAGGAGAAAAACCUUUUGCAUGUACAGAGUGUGGAAAAUGUUUUACAGACACGUGUAGCCUGAAAAUUCAUGAAAGGAGUCACACAGGAGAAAAACCUUUCACAUGUACAGAGUGUGGAAAAUGUUUUACAGACACGGGUAACCUGAAAACUCAUGAAAGGAUUCACACAGGAGAAAAGCCUUUCAAAUGUACAGAGUGUGGAAAAAGUUUUACAGAAAAGAAUAACCUGAAAACUCAUGAAAUGAUUCACACAGGAGAAAAGCCUUUCACAUGUACAGAGUGUGGAAAAAGUUUUACAGAAAAGAAUAACCUGAAAACUCAUGAAAGGAUUCACACAGGAGAAAAGCCUUUCACAUGUACAGAGUGUGGAAAAAGUUUUUCACAAAAGAGUGAUCUGAAAACUCAUGAAAGGAUUCACACAGGAGAAAAGCCUUUCACAUGUACAGAGUGUGGAAAAAGUUUUACACAUAAGAGUAGUCUGAAAACACAUGAAAGGAUUCACACAGGAGAAAAGCCUUUCACGUGUACAGAGGGUGGAAAAAGUUUUAUAGAAAAGGGUAAUCUGAAAAGUCAUGAAAGGAUUCACAAGGGAAAGAGCCUUUCAUAUGUUUAGAAAGUGGAAUAAAGGUUUUCAUUGAAAUCAGUUAUCACAGAAAAAUAUUUACACACAAAUAAACUUUAUAUACACAGUGUACAAACCUUUUUACAAUUACCCUAAAGAGGACACACUCUCUAAAUAGCAUCAAAAAGGAUCCUAUUGUAAAUAAUACUUUCUAAAUCCCAGUUAUAAAAGCCCCACAUUGGAAGUGCUCUUCUGCUGUCCUUUGUUCUUCUAUAUAUGUGCACCUCAGUUUCUCUCAUAUCAAUGUGAUAGAAUCCAAACACCACACAGGAAUACAGUCAAAUUUUUGCCGUGGGGGGGGGGGGGGGGUCCCUCUUGAAUUUUGAAAUGUUGCAAGGUAUGUGUACCCAAGGAAACUGAUUUAAACUACAUGUAUACUGGGUAUGUAAUAUGUGUGUCAUGUUCUGUAACUUGAUAUUAUGUCUUAGAGGUUUUCAAGUAAGAAGCCACAAGAACUGAUAAUAGCACAUACUGUAUAUAUAAAGGGAACAUUAUAUGUCUGAUAAAUCCCUUUGUAUCAAGAGCACAAGUGUUAGGUAUAUUUAUACCAUUAUGUGCCUAUAUCAUUUAAUGCUGCUUUUUACUAUAUGAUGAUAUACAAUGCUUUUUCAUGCAAAUAAAAAGUGAUUGUAAUCCA